Dendrobium catenatum is the source of this 1160-nucleotide messenger RNA. RefSeq names its product flagellar radial spoke protein 5-like. NCBI's taxonomy places the organism in Eukaryota, Viridiplantae, Streptophyta, Magnoliopsida, Asparagales, Orchidaceae. Bases 1 to 1143 code for a protein of 380 amino acids. The record is from RefSeq and is a predicted model, not a curated record. The transcript is spliced from 9 exons. Gene Ontology annotation, molecular function: oxidoreductase activity.
AUGUCUUCUUGCCUCUUCUUCUGCCGCAAGCUAUUGUCUUCGUCUUCGCCGGCCACCGGGUGGUUAAGGUGUCAUUGGGCGUUGCGGUCAGCCAGGUGCGUGAGUACGACGGAGGAGAAGAACGCACGGGUGGUGACUCUGAAGAACGGAAAUGAUUCGCUGGUGAUAUGCCGAAUUAUUAAUGGGAUGUGGCAGACCAGCGGCGGAUGGGGCACCAUUGACAGCAGCGCUGCCGUCCAGGCUAUGCUAAGCCACGCCGACGCAGGACUCACCAGCUUCGACAUGUCCAAUCACUACGGUCCUGCAGAAGACUUGUAUGGCUUUUUCAUCAACAGAGUUCGUCGGGAACGACCUCCAGAGUUCCUUGAAAAGAUCAAAGGCCUUACAAAAUGGGUGCCAUCUCCUGUUAAGAUGACAAGCAAUUAUGUGAGGGAGAGCAUCAAAACGUCACUUAAAAGGAUGGAUGUUUCUUCAUUGGACAUGCUUCAGUUCCACUGGUGGGAUUACUCCAACUCUGGAUACCUUGAUGCUCUCAAACACUUGGCCGAUCUCAAGGUGGAAGGUAAAAUAAAAACCCUGGGUUUAACAAAUUUCGAUACGGAGAGAUUACAAAUUAUACUGGAAAACGGUAUUCCAAUAGUUAGCAAUCAGGUGCAACACUCUGUUAUUGACAUGCGACCUCAACAAAAAAUGGCAGAGCUUUGUCAGCAAACUGGAGUUAAACUUAUAACGUAUGGAACUGUUAUGGGUGGCCUCCUGUCUGAGAAGUUCCUAGAUGUCAAUUUAUCAAUCCCUUUUUCAGGCCCUACUUUAAAUACCCCAUCUCUGAAGAAGUAUAAAAGGAUGGUUGAUGCUUGGGGAAGUUGGAGCCUCUUUCAAGUUUUGCUUCAAACACUGAAGAACAUUGCAUCAAAGCACGGGGUUUCUAUUCCUUCCGUAGCCGUUAGAUAUGUUUUGAAUCAGGCAUCAGUUGCAGGAUCAAUGGUUGGAGUUAGGCUAGGUCUAUCUGAGCAUAUAAAAGACACAUGUGCCAUAUUGUCCCUUGAUCUGGAUGAAGAAGAUAUGAGAAGUAUCACAGAGGUGUCAAUGAACGGGAGAGAUCUUUUGAAAGCGAUCGGAGACUGCGGUGAUGAAUAUCGCUAGGCCAAAACACUUUUUUU